Messenger RNA from Exophiala aquamarina CBS 119918, 840 nucleotides. RefSeq lists its product as uncharacterized. The record is from RefSeq and is a predicted model, not a curated record. Gene Ontology annotation, molecular function: carbonate dehydratase activity; zinc ion binding. The transcript is spliced from 2 exons. The coding region runs from base 1 to 840 and encodes 279 amino acids. Lineage: Eukaryota; Fungi; Ascomycota; Eurotiomycetes; Chaetothyriales; Herpotrichiellaceae.
AUGCACUCCUGUAUAUUACUCAUCUCAGCGUUCCUUUCGACAGCCUGGUGCUGCCCAAAGCAUGACAACUAUCAAUCACAUCCUCACCUUGGCCGACGACAAGUCAGAGUAGACAACGGCAGAGAACCUAAGGAUUGGAAUUACGAUCACUCCGCCGACUGGGCCACAAUCCGACCUGAAUAUGCCCUCUGCCAGUCAGGCACACAUCAAUCACCCAUAAAUCUUCCUGGAGCGGCGCCUUCUACUCUGCACAUUCCCGAUUUCAGCGGGUACAAGAACGAAGCCAUUCCGGGGAAUUUCUUCAACUGGCAAUUCGCACCUGCAUGGACGCCUCAUCACCCCGAGGGCCAAGUCGAGGGACUCCCGCACUUCAAAUUUGACGACCAGGAGGUGUUUAACAUCGGGUGGCACAUUCAUGCUCCGUCAGAGCAUCUUGUUGAUGGCCACCGGAGCCGGGCUGAGUUCCACUUCGUCCAUGUCAACGCGCACGACGAAGAAGCCGCAGUCAUUGGUAUCCGGAUCGGCGUCGCACCUCCUGGAUCUGGCCAUGAGUCUGCAUUCGUGAAACAACUUGGACCCAUGAUCCAUUUCAACGACACCUCGCAACUUGAAGGCCUGAACGUCAACAUGCGCAUGGCCAUCGAUGAGGUGGGUGGCCUUAGCGAAUUCUGGACCUACAAGGGCUCUCUCACCACCCCUCCCUGCUCAGAGGGUCUGCGGUGGUUCAUCCCCAAGCAGGAGCUCCUCGUCAGCGAACACCAGAUGGUCAUGAUCCUCGCCGCCUCGCGUUUCUCUCACCGGGUGCCCCAGGAGGUCUGGCUGCACGAUAUCAACCUAUAA